Messenger RNA from Aspergillus tanneri, 885 nucleotides. RefSeq names its product protein kinase ssp1 (gene SSP1). NCBI's taxonomy places the organism in Eukaryota, Fungi, Ascomycota, Eurotiomycetes, Eurotiales, Aspergillaceae. The record is from RefSeq and is a predicted model, not a curated record. The coding region runs from base 1 to 885 and encodes 294 amino acids. The transcript is spliced from 4 exons.
AUGGGUGCCUUGACAACCAGUGACUACGCAGCCGCGACAGACGGCUCCCAAAUCUACCUUUACUACCAAAAUGAGUCAGGCGAACUCCGCGAAGUGACCUCCGCGGACGGAUCCAUCUGGACCGAAACUCCCAGCGCUGUCGCCACCAAGCUCAAUCUCGGUGGCUCUCCCAUCACAGCAUACUACGUGAAGCAUGAUGGUACCUCGCAAGGCAAAUCCUCGAUUCACGUCAUCUACCUCGAUGACCAGGGAACCCUGCACGAACUGGUCAAAUCUCCCCUCGACAAUAAGAACUGGGAAGAGCGCACCCUUGAGGACGAUAUCAAGAAAGCCCCAAUCGAGACAUCCCGUCUCUCCAGUGGAAUCUGCCAUGACAAUCCUGCCGGCGCACACCAUGGCGCCGAAAGCAAGUUCAAAUGGAGAUACCAGAAGAUCCUACCUGAGAAACCGGCCUCUGCACUCCCUGGAACCCAAAUUGCGACUAACCUGACCAAUCCCACCACCCAUCUGUAUUUCCAGGACCACGAAGGUGCUGUAUCUGAGUAUCUCGGCGGCUACGAUACGUGGAGCGACCACACAGACAUCAUCAAGAAAGAACAAGUGGAGAUCAACACCCCCAUCGCCGCGGCGAACUCGUCUGUCCCGGACAAACCCUUCGUCUUCUACGUGUCGAAGCUCGCGCCGUAUCAGAUCCUGAACUACAAGGACGGUGACCCAGUCCAGGUGGCGAAAUACUAUCCUGGUACAAAGCUGGGGGCUAUCACUGUCGGACACAAGGUUUAUCUCUUCCAUAAGCCAAUGGAGCAUCCCGGUAGUGUCUGGACCAGGGUGUCGGAUGAUACGGAUGGUAGCUCGUGGAAAUUGGGCGCGAAGGUCGUUACCUAG